Messenger RNA from Cuscuta campestris, 2532 nucleotides. The record is from the annotation of a GenBank genome assembly. NCBI's taxonomy places the organism in Eukaryota, Viridiplantae, Streptophyta, Magnoliopsida, Solanales, Convolvulaceae.
ACCCUACCUCUCACUUCACAUUUCCGCCACUUCUUCUUCGUCUCAUUCUCUGCAUACGGAAUUAGGGAUCUAAUGCUAAUACCCAAACGGCCAAACCAGCAGUCCAUCUAUUCAUCCACACAUCUCCGGAUCUCGCGAUAGCCGAUUAGCUUCUUCGAUCCUUACAGUCGAUCGGUAGCCUCUCCCUCUCUGGACGGACCGACGGACUUCCGACCUCAGCAAAAAGAAGCCACCACAGCAACUUCUAGGGGACGCUAGAGUUCUGGAGGGAGGCUAAUAUUCUUUCAAAGCUUCAUCACCCAAAUGUGGCAGCAUUUUACAGUGUAGUACAUGAUGGAAUAGGUGGAACUCUUGCUACUGUAACUGAGUAUAUGGUGGAUGGCUCUCUAAGGGAUGUUCUAAUUUGCAAAGAUAGGCAUCUUUAUCCGCGAAAAUGGAUCAUUGUAGCCAUGGAUGCGGCAUUUGGGAUGGAAUACUUACAUUCAAAAAACAUUGUGCAUUUUGAUCUGAAAUGUGACAUCUUGCUGGUAAAUUUGAAGGAUCCUUCACGACCAAUAUGCAAGGUUGGUGAUUUUGGGCUGUUUAGGAUAAAACAGAACACCCUGGUGUCUGGCGGAGUAAGGGGGACACUCCCGUGGAUGACUCCUGAACUACUAAAUGGCAGCAGCAACAAAGUCUCUGAGAAGAAUAAUCUUGAAAACCAGGUGAGGUUCAACUUGAUACCUGACCAUGUUGAUCCUAGUGGAAUGUGGAAGAAUUGCAAGAGGGGUUUAGCUACAUGCCAACCUCAGCAGCUCAACACCAUACAAGGGAAAGUGCCCGAUGCAAUUACGAUUUUUUUAAAAAUUUUUUUAGAAAAUUAGAACACCAAAGGCAUCGGUUGUAGCUAAACAACUGAUGCCAAUACCUCCUUUUAUUAAUAUUUAAAAAACAAGUAUAGCAAAGGCAUCAGUUGUUCAGAAACAAUCGAUGCUUAUACUCUUUUUUUAAUUAAUAGAAUAGCAAAGGGGCAUCAGUUGUUUAGAAACAACCGAUGCUAAUACUCUUUUUUUUAAUUAAUAAAUAUUAAAGGCAUCGGUUGUUUAGAAACAACCGAUGCUAAUACUCUUUUUUUAAUUAAUAAAGUAGCAAAAGCAUCAGUUGUUUUCAAAGCGAUGCAAUUGAAUUGAGCCAAUUGCAUCGCUUGUAUUUGCAUCGGUACAAAACUGAUGCUAAAGGUACAAAACAACAAAUGCCUUUGCCCUGGUAUGUACUAGUAAUGAAAAGCGAAUAUGAAAUUGUUUUGUGAAAUGAAGUAAACAAAGUAAGCAUUACUUAUAAAUUCAAACUUAUAAAAGUGGAGAUGACAAAUGUACAGUAAAACAAUACCUUUGAAUGUAUUAUUAAAAACACUUCUUAUAUAGUAUUAUGUUAUUUAGUUUUUCUAUGUUAACUGGUAUUACUCUCUGGGAAUAUUGUAUUAAAAUUCAAAGUCCACUUAUUUAAACACUAUAAGUGUUUGAUUUAUGUGUGACAAUUACAUUAUAUUAUUCUAAAUUUUAUUGCUUCUUUUUGCAUAGUGUAGGCAUCAAACAGAAAUGGAACCGGAGAAGAAUCUGGAGGUGCAUCAUACAGAACAUUAACCGGAGAAGAAUCUGUAGGCGAAUGAGGUUGGGGCCAUACGCUUUCCCAGUUGGCUUGCGGCCCCAGCCCGUGCCGAGCUUGCAGCACCUGCCCAUGAGGAGCUUGCCGGCAUAUGUGUUUAGACAGACACCAUCUGGAUCGGCUGAGCCCCAUAACAUGAAAGCGUUUGAUGCACAAUAUGACAUACAGGCUAGUAUCAAGACUAGGCUGGGCGACCUGGACCAGUAUAAAAUAUAUUGGUUCAGGUUGAAACACAAUGCACCAGUUGGGAGAAAAAUCACACUUGAUCCUCAGCCGCCAAUAACAUGGGGCUUAGCCGAUCUGGAUGGUGUUUGUCGAAACACAUAUGGCGGCAAACUCGUCAUGGGCGAGGGCUGUAAGCUCGGCACGGGCUGGGGCUGCAAGCUCAGCAUGGGCUGGGAACGCGUAUGGCCCGAAGCCCGUCACAUAGUAGGGAGAAAGCGGUUGUGGAACCCAUGAAGUAGUAUGGUAGGUAGCCAAACACCGGAGGCGGCAGCUGGAAGAACUGAGACGAAUGGGCGUGGAUAGGCGAACCCUGCAACUAUGGGUGCACCUGACACUCGGGUUGCAGUGGAGCCUGUGUGGGCGGCUCUCGAGUCAAGGUUGCCGUAGAAGACGGUGCCUAAUUUCAAAAUAAAAUAAGUAAUUGCUAACGAACUUAUGGUCAAGUUACUAAGAAUAACAUGUGUGUUGAUAUCCAACUAAUGUUUUUUUCUUGAACCUACUGUGAAAUAAAAUAUGUACAAUUAUAUUCCAAAUGUGUAGAUUGAUAGAGAAUGAAUAUCAGAUAUCACUCACGUAGUGAUGCUGUAACUUCUCACUUUCUAUUUAUAGCUUCUAACAAAUUCCAUUAAUUACGAAACUAACAAAGAAAAAGUUUUGUUCAAG